Messenger RNA from Pogoniulus pusillus (Red-fronted tinkerbird), 7541 nucleotides. RefSeq names its product sperm flagellar 2 (gene SPEF2). NCBI's taxonomy places the organism in Eukaryota, Metazoa, Chordata, Aves, Piciformes, Lybiidae. Gene Ontology annotation, cellular component: sperm midpiece; manchette. The transcript has 33 exons. Gene Ontology annotation, molecular function: protein binding. The record is from RefSeq and is a predicted model, not a curated record. Gene Ontology annotation, biological process: sperm axoneme assembly. Bases 14 to 6304 code for a protein of 2096 amino acids.
GCCGCCGCCUGCCAUGUCGGAGAUUUUAUGCGAGUGGCUGAACAAGGAGGUGAAGCUCUCCCGGACCGUAGUUCCAGGAUCAUUUUCAGAAGAAUUUUCUACUGGCUACCUCUUAGGAGAACUUCUGCACAAGUAUGGUCUUCAAGAUGACUUUAAUCAGUUUUCACAGAGCAGGGUUGCAAAUGCAAAACUUAACAAUUUUUCUCGCCUGGAGCCCACGCUUUACCUCCUUGGUGUGCAGUUUAAUGAGAAUGUGGCCCAAGACAUCAUGACAGGACAGCAUGGGGCUGUAACAAAGCUUUUAUAUGAAUUGUAUGUUGCUUUAGAGAAAAAGAGAAAAGCCAAGAACACUGGAGGAUCUGUGGAAGCAACAAGAUCUGCAGCAACUGCAAAGGUUAAAUCCAUUGAAAGUGUUUUAUAUCAGGAGCAUUUGAAAACUCUAAUGUCAUGUCACCAUGAUUUGCAACUGCAACAGAUUUCAGAGCAUUUAAAAAUAAAACCUAAAGUGCUAGAAGAUAAGAUCGCUCGUAGGCAAAUUGCAGAACAGCAGAAAUUUCAGAAGCUCCAAGAGGAACAAAGAGCCCAAUACAAUGAAAAGGAUCACAUAGGAAAAAGAAGACAAAAUGAAAUAAUGGCCAGGAUACAAGCAGCCGUUAUACAGAGUCCAAAGCCACCACCAAGUCACACUACAAAAGCUGUGGAAGCCAAACAAUCCUUAAAGAAGAAAAAAGAAGCAGAGGACAUGUACAAAGAGAUAAAAAAAUUUGAGAAGUCUAUGGCAAGAAAUGCCUUUGCAGUACAUGGCCAAGUCACUGACAGUGAUACACAAGAAUCAUUGCAAACACAGAAGUUGCAAGCGACAACUCUAGAAAAUACAGCACAGACAACAACUGAUCUGUUGAGUAUUUAUUCAGAUGAUGGAUAUAUAGGGAAAAUUAAGAAACGUUUGGAGGAAGAUACAUUUUCCAGAGAGCGACGAGAAAAGAGACGUCGGAAAAUGAUAAUGGAACAGAUAAAGGCACAUGAAGCUGAAGAGGAGGCAUACAGGGAGGAGCAACUUAUUUACAGGCUAAUGAGACAAUCUCAGCAGGAGCGGAGGAUUGCUGUUCAGCUCAUGCACGUUCGACAUGAAAAGGAGGUGUUAAGGCAAAACAGAAUUUUCAGAGAAAAACAAUUUGAAGAAAGGAGGCUGAAGGAGUUCCAGGAAGCUCUUGACAGAGAAUUGGCUCUUGCAAAACAAGAAAAAAUUGAUUAUGAAGAACAAAUUAUCAAAGAAAGAGAACAUCAUCAGAAAAUUUGCAUUGAAAGAGCUCAAGCACGUUAUAAAAAGCAUUACGCUAUGUGUUGGGAGAUCAUCAGCCAAAUUGUUGAUUUAUCAACUAAAGUAGGAGAGUAUCGUGUACUGACCAACAACAAAAUUCCAAGGAAAUUAAUGCUUGAUUGGAAGGAGUUUUUUGUUAACGGCAAACCAAUAUAUGAACAAGCCUCGAUCCAGCCUUUGCCAGAUGAACCAAGCCCAGAGCAACUCAUAGAGCUGGAUAAAAUGAGUCUGUUAGAUGAAAAAGAUUAUGAUGAAUACAAGAGUAUGACAGGAGAAUGGUGCCCAACUGAAGAGAACAGCGAAAACAAACCACCUCUUAAUAAUAACAUACUGGGUCAUGUGCUUCGUAGACUGAUGGAGAUUUUCUAUCCUCCAAAACCCAAAGCUUCACCACCUGCAUUUCCUGCAUUUCCCAUCAAGGGAUGUAUUUUGGGAAAACUUUUUAGUGGAAAAACUACCUGUAUAAAGUCUAUUGAAAAAGUUUGCAAUAUUCAGGUACUAUCUGUUGAUACUCUGGUUCAGGAGGCCAUCCAAGCUUUUACUAAAAAUGAAAUGAAAAGAGAACAAAAUAUGAUUCCAGAAGAAGCAGAGAGUUCUAAGGAACAGAAUAAAGUCCAGAAGAUCUUACCAAAGUCAUCACCAAAUGUUCUAAAGAAAUUGCAAACAGAAAUACCUAGAAAUGGAACCAAAGGCAAUUGUCCUGUCAAAAAGGAUCCAUCUGAGCAAGACUUAAAAUCGGGUAACAGUCAGGAUGACCUAUCCAAGCUAUCCGUACGUGCCCAGCUUGGUGCCAGAUCCCAGAAAAUGCUGAAGAAAGGAAAAAGUAUUCCUGAUGAAUUACUAGUUGACAUCCUAGUGGAAGCCAUUAAGCAAAUACCACCAGACAAGGGGUGGAUUGUGGAUGGGUUUCCAAUGACAAUUAAUCAAGCAAAGCUAUUUGAAAAAGCCUAUACAGGGACUGAUCUGGAAGCAAAAGACAUAGAUUCUGAAAGGUUCUCACUUGUUAUGGAUCCCAGAGCCCCUAACAAGACUCCUGUUACUUCACAUGCUUUUGAUAUUUCUGUGUUGUUGGACAUUUCAGACACUGUGGUACUGAAACGUGUGGCUAACUUGAAGGAGAAUAAUUGGAAGUCAUCUCAAACUGAACAGGAAAACAAUGAGCAAACUUCAGAGGCAGAAAUCCUAGAAGAGAAGAUUGACAUAGCAAGAGAGCAGGUGCUACACAGAAUUUCAGGCUUUCUGGACACAUGGCCAAAAUUAGAGAAGUGGUUUUCAGUCCAUCAGAAUAUUCUGGUGAAAGUUAAUGCGGAGGCAGAAGAAAGUCUUGUUUGUGAAACAGUGAAGGAUGUUAUAAUGGAGGAAAUUGCCAAAAACCAGAAUAGAAGGUCUGCUCAAGAAGUAUCACCAGGAAAAAGGCUUUUACCAGUUGCUCAUCAAGAUCUGCCUCCUUCUCUUCCUGUGGCACCACCACCAGUUGAACCAGGAUCAGAGGAAUGGAUUUACGUAGAUGAACCACUUCCCAAUGAGGUACCUGGAUUUUUAGUACCUUACUGGGAAAUGGUAGAAAAUGCAUAUAAGAAUACCAUCAAAACUAUCCUUAGAUGUCUAAGGGAUGAGCAGCACUCUGCGAUUGCUUACUUGGCAGAUAUUAGGAAAAAAUUCCAAGAAUAUUUGAAGCAGCCAGAUCUUAAGCAGGAGUUUGUAUCUCAGUGGCAGUCAGAUUUUAAUUCAAUUGCUGAUGACCUGCGAGAAGAUGAGGAAACAAAAGCAGAGCUACACCAAAGAGUUACUGAUCUAAGAGAUCAUCUCUGGGAUAUCUGUGAUACCAGAAGGGAGGAAGCAGAGCAGGAGCGUAAUGAUGUCAUGAAUGAUGGCUGGUUCCCAGAUCGCAGGGGGAUUGCAAUGAACCAUUUCUUUUCACUUAUGCAGGUUGAAGUGGAUCGUUUCCAAGAUACAAAGAGACUUCUUCAUGACUACUAUGGGGCAAUGGAAGGAAAAGUCCCAACAGAUGAUGGUCGAGAUUUUGCUAGAAUCCCGUUGUUAGAUAUUGUUGGUGUGGGGCAGGAAGAAGAUCAAAACAAAUCAAGAAGGAUUCCUCUAAUUUCCUGGAAACUACCUUCACCAGAAAUAAGUACUACCAAGUCAAAAAGCAAGGGAACUCUACAGAAGAGUGCUAACGAUGAUAAUUGUGAAAAUGGAGUGACCACUUCUGAGAAAGAUGAAAUUCUUAUUGCUGAUACAUGGCAAACAGCAGUAACAGCAGUAUCAAGUAUGGUAACAGCUGAAAUACAGUCUGAAGAAAUGGAGGAGGAAAAAGGUCAGCAGCCAGAACUGAAAGAAUAUCUGAAACCUUCACGGACACUGUCAGGCAAAGUUACUGGGAAAAAUGCCAAAGAUGCCAAAACAUCUUCUUCCAAACCAGCUACUAAAAAGAAAGGACCACCAUCUGCAGCAUCCAUGCUUGAAGUCGCUUCAGUUCCUUUAACCUCAGAAGAAAUAAAGAAACAAGAACUGGCACUGAAAAUAAAGCAAGAGUAUUUCAGUGCUUUGAAACACGAAGAGGCAGCCACAAAAUUUCGACUAGAACUUAUAAAACAAAAAGCUUUAGCAUUUGUUGAAGAGCUUACAAUGAAAGCAGAAGAGACCUACAAAGACAUGGAAAAGUGGCUUGGAUCCAGGUUCUUGGCAGAAAUGUCCAGUGUUGAAAAGCUGACUGAGGUUGCACGACAUCACAUUGAGAGUUCUAGCAAAAUCAAAUACGAAAUUACUUUAGAAGAAACGGAUUUCUUCAUCAGCAGGGAUGUGGAAGUUAUUCCUGACCCUGCUCCUUCACCAAAUGUUCCAUGUAUGGAGGCCUCUGGAAAUGGUACUCUAACUAUUUCACAAAUUAAUACACUUCACAAGCAAUUUCUUCAGGUGGCACCCAAAGCCAUAAGAGCACUGAAGCAAUUUAAAAGCAAGAGUAAUUCCUCUGGCAAGAGAGAAGCUGGUGACAGAGGGAAAGAGAAGAAAGAUUUGGAACAUCAGAGAACAAAGAGGAAUCGCCAGUUUCCAAAAAUAUGGUUAACAAAAUACUCCUGGUUAAAAUAUGAUGAUGACAGGGGAAUGAUGUUUUGUGCACCAUGUCACAAGCAUAAUGUGGAUUUAGGGGAAAAUACUCAUAACUUUUGUUCUGGCACGGAUGACUUCAAACUUGAAUUUAUAAAUACACAUCAGAGUAGUGAAGCUCAUGCCUGGGCUACCUGCAUGGAAGCUGCCAGCACUGCUUCACCAGAUAGAGCUUCUGCUGAGCAGAUGCUGAAGACCAUGAACUCCAUAGCAUUAGGUAGAGUAGAUAAUAUUUUUAGAACAUACCACGUUAUUGCUCAAUCUGGUCAUCCCUUUGCAGACCUUGACUGCAUGUGCAAACCAGCUGGUAAGAAGGGAGUGGAUAUCAAUUCUGUAUUUAGAAAUGACAAGUCAGCCCGAGCGUUUAUGCAUUUUAUUGCUGAAGCAGAAGGAAGAGCUUUGAAAGAGAAACUGGAUAAUUGUGAAUCCUUUUCAGCUAUUAGUGACAGAGUCGUGGACAGCAUAAUUGAAGUAGUGGCAGUUGUCUGCAUACUCUUUGGAAAAAUCCAUUGCCAGGUUGCUGGAGUGCAACCUGUUAAAAAAAUGGAUGCUUCAGCUAUAAAAAACGCAAUUGAGGACACAGUGCAAAGGAGUUUUCAGCUGAGUCUGGCAAUCCACAACUGUUCAAGAAAAUUAGUUGGAUUUGGAAGCACUAGGACAGAUGUCAUGGUAGCAGAAAAUAGCAAAGAGCCUAAACUGAGGGAAACUCAGCCCUGGCCACACUGUGUGAAUUGUUUUGCUGACUGCCUAAAGUUGGCUUACAAAGGAGCAGUGAGAGAUACUCACCUAUGCAACGUCUUCGGUGAUGCCUUGAGAAACACCUAUCAUUUUUAUCGUAACUCAUCUCUGAAUAAGAAUAAUCUCAAAGCCACAUACAAAGCCAUCAAGUUAUGCUCAGCUAUUCCUUCUUUCGUUGGAGGCUCCCAGUGGUUUCCUCGUCUGCAAAGAGUUCUAUGGAUUCUCCUUAAAGUUUAUCCUGCCUUUGUUCUACAUCUGAGUAAGAUUAAAAGAGAUCCAAGAGCCUCAGACAAACAGAAAGUCAAACUCCCUUUUCACCUGUUUCUGAGAAUGCAGAUAGUAAAGUUUUCUCACUUCUUGCUGGAUAUCAUCAAUCUCCUCAACAUUCUGUCACACAUUACUCUGGAUCACAGUGCCUUCAUUGCAGAUGUAUUUGUGACCGUGGAGUCAAUCUUGGAAACACUACAGAUGCAUCAAAGAAGAGGUGGUCCAAAGGAAUGCCUGAUGGAGACCAUUCAGCAUUUUCAUGGUUACCAGCUUAUGGACAAUGGAAGUAUUUCAGCUGUAAGAACCAAAGCACUAAGCACAAAAAAACACAUUUGUUUUUGCAGUGCAGGUCAAGAUAUUUUGAGAGCAACUGCUACUGGAAGUUUUAAACUAUGGGCUGAAAAAAUUAAACAAGGUAUAUAUUUUCCUUUUGCCUCUGUUAUAGAAUUUGAUGAAAAAGAAGUGUCUGUCUUGAUGAAACAUUAUGAAGUCAAACUAGAAACUGCUAUUGUGAAAAUAGGCGAAGCAGAAACUGAAUGGAGCAUGCUGAAAUUAGAGCUAUGUAACAGGUUUCAGAACAUCCAGACCUUGACAUGGAAUUCAGUGAACUCAGAUUACCACAGGAUUGCAGGAUCAGAGUAUGUUAGGGGUUGGAAGGGACCCAAUGAGUUCAUUGAGUCCAACCCCCUUGCCAGAGCAGGACAAUACUAUCUAACACAAACAGAGGAACACAUCCAGACAGGCCUUGAGAGUCUCCAGAGAUUAUGCAAAGAAAUAUCCCAACAGCCUGGCAUUGGAAGAUUCGAUCCUGACUUCAGCAGCAUGCUCAGAAACAGAGCUAGUCUUCAGCCAAAUGAAAACUCCCCAUGAUGCAUUUGCAUGCCAAACUAAGGUCUGAAAGUGUGAUGGAUCUUUGGUAAUUCGAAUGAACUCUGCAAAUACCAAAAAAAAGAUGACACCCAGAAAGCUAUUCAUAUGUGGAAUGCUACUUGGCAGAGAAACAGAAGAUUUCAGGAAAGUGAUACAAUGAUAAAAGAAAGUCAAGAUCACAACUCUGAGUUUGCCUUGGAAGGUCUUUAUGGAGUUUGCUGGUUUUCAUUUAAGUCUCCUUGUAAAAUACAUGGACAGUUUAGCAGAAUAACCUGCAGGGUUAAUAAGUGUAAACAUUUUCUUAUCAUAAUGCAUUAUAACGUUAAGAUAUGACUUCUCUUUAUGUUCACCACUGAAUCCCCACAAGAUUUACAUUUUCCCAUGUGUACCUGACUUCUACAGAUCUGAAGGUAAUGAACAAAAAUAAUGGAGUACAUCCUGAGCUUGGCAACAUGUGGACAAAGGAAUGACUCUUGACUUCCACCUAGUUUAUUGCAUUUAUUCGAGUCAUUACAAAUUAUAACCACUGGAGUUAAUUGUCAUCUUACUAUCAGAUGUCAAUAGUUGAAGAAGAUUCACUGAUUCUGAAAACCCUGAUUUCUUAUUUUUGAUAAAUGUGCAGAGUAUCAGUGCACUAUUUCUGUAAAAUUAUUAAUUGACCUCUGUAGCCUAUGAAAAAUUUAGGUCAUACCUUUUCUCCAUGUAUGUAUGUGUUGCUGUUUUGUAUUCUCUUGUGGAUAAGUUUUGGCGUGAAGUUCUAACAGAUUUUUAUCAAGCUUAUACUCAGAAGAGUUUUCCUAUACAAGCAGAACAGAUCCAUUUUCCACUGCUGACUAUUAACUGGACAAAUCAGCCUUCCCAUAGAAAUUCUCUUACAUCCAGGAUAUGAUUAACAUACUUCAUGGCUUGAACCACUUUUUUUCCCUGUGAAAAUGUUUGUGAGGGUUGCAGUAAAAAUGCUGUAUCUUGAUUUUAAUCUAGGAUCUGAGAAUGACAUUUUUUUCAGAGAAGUAUCUGGUUCUGUGAUUUCAUCAUUCAACUGCUCCAGAUGCAGCUUUCUACUUGAUAGUUUCCAACCAUGGCACAGCAUACCAACAGAAUAUAUUUCUACCACCAAAAAUAGAGCUAAAAAUAAAUCAUGAAUGAUGCUUCUUCCAACAGGGAUGAAAGUGGAAUAGAAAUGAUACAGGAGAAAUAAAUAUGGGAUCAUUCACCUUUAAACGAAUCCUUUUAUAAA